Molecule: messenger RNA, 1987 nt
Organism: Andrographis paniculata
Lineage: Eukaryota; Viridiplantae; Streptophyta; Magnoliopsida; Lamiales; Acanthaceae
Product: F-box protein At1g47056-like
Exons: 1
Coding region: 216-1814 (532 amino acids)
Biological process (GO): SCF-dependent proteasomal ubiquitin-dependent protein catabolic process
Cellular component (GO): SCF ubiquitin ligase complex
Molecular function (GO): protein binding
Source: RefSeq, a predicted model, not a curated record
UAAGACAAACAUUUGAAAGCAAUAAUCCUCGAGAAAAAACCUAAAUAAAAGUACCCAUCUUUCCGCCUUAAUUCCCGACGAUGAUCUCUUGAAUCAAAUAUCAUCGUCUCAAAUCAAAUCGGAAUUCCUUUCCAGUUUCGAAUCCGCGGGCAACAGAUCAGCUCAAUCAAGAAUCACAAUCGGUUGAGCGAUCGAGCGGCGGAGAUCGACGUUAAAUGGGCCAGUCGGCUUCUACCUGGAAGCCCAGAUCCUCGAAGUCCGCCACCGCCGCCGCCGCGGUUUCCUCGCCGGAUUUCGAAAACCACCGAGAAGAUAUAGCCGAGGACUCCAUCUCCGGCAACGACCACACUCUAACCCUACCCGACGAGUGCCUGGCCUGCAUUUUCCAGCCCCUUUCUUCCGGCGACAGAAAGCGCUGUUCUCUGGUCUGCCGGCGAUGGCUCAGAGUGGAAGGUCAGAGCCGCCACCGCCUCUCGCUCCACGCCCAGCUCGAGCUCUCCGCCGACAUACCUCGCCUGUGCCGCCGUUUCGACGCCGUCACUAAGCUCGCACUAAAAUGUGACCGCAGAUCUGUCAGCAUCGGCGACGACGAUUUGAUUCUGAUCUCUCUCAAGUGGAGGAACCUCACGAGGCUGAAGCUCCGCGCCUGCCGCGAGCUCACCGACGAAGGGAUGUCUGCUUUCUCCGAGAGCUGUAAGAAUCUGAAGAAAUUCUCUUGUGGGUCGUGCGGUUUCGGGGCAAAAGGGAUGAAUUCUUUGCUCGAAAAUUGUGGGUUUCUUGAGGAGCUCUCUGUAAAGCGCUUGCGCGGCAUUGCCGACGGGCCCGAGUCUGAAUCAAUCGGGCCAGGGAAGGCUGCAGAUUCUCUGAAAGUAAUUUGUCUGAAGGAUCUUUACCACGGGCAGCGUUUCGGGGCAUUGAUUGUCGGGGCAAAGAAUUUGAGGAGUUUGAAGUUGUACAGGUGUGCUGGGAAUUGGGACAAGUUGCUUGAAACGAUUGGAGAUGGAAUUGCAGGGCUUGCAGAGGUUCAUUUGGAGAAAAUUCAGGUUACUGAUUUGGGGCUGUCUGCACUGGCAAACUGUCCUGAUCUUGAGAUACUGCAUUUAGUGAAAACGCCUGAGUGCACGAAUGUCGGAAUCGGGAACGUGGCCGAGAAAUGCCGGCUGCUUAGGAAGGUCCACAUUGACGGAUGGAAGACGAAUAGAAUAAACGACCAAGGAUUGAUUGCGAUCGCGGCACACUGUCCUAAUCUGCAGGAGCUGGUUUUGAUUGGUGUCAAUCCUACACAUUUGAGUUUGGAGAAAGUGGCCAAUAACUGUCCGAAUUUGGAGAGGUUAGCUCUGUGUGGGAGCGAGACUGUCGGGGAUGCCGAGAUAUCGUGCAUUGCUGCAAAGUGUCUUUCUUUGAAGAAGUUGUGUAUAAAGAGUUGUCCUGUUUCGGACCAGAGCAUGGAAGCAUUGGCUUGUGGGUGUCCUAAUUUGGUGAAGGUGAAGGUCAAGAAGUGUCGAGGGGUGACAGCCGGGGGCGUGGAUUGGUUGAGGGCGAGUCGGGGUUCUUUGGCGGUGAAUUUGGAUGCAGUAGAGCCGGAAUUGGCGGAGGCUGCCGGUGCUCAUGAGCAGGAUGUUGGUGGCGGCGAUAACGUGGCGGCUGUGGGUGGCCGAGAUGUUAAUACAACAUCGGGUAGUAAUGGAAGGGCAACCUCGUUUAAGAUGAGGCUCGGGUCUUUCUCCGGUAGGAGCUUAGUGGCGGGCACGUUGAGGAGGUGGUCGAGCUUUGGCAGCAGAACGAGGAAUACUUUCGAGAGGAACAACAACUAAUGUAUGCUGGCUGUCGAAGUUGGAGAUUUCGGCUAUCUAUAGGGUAUGUUUGAAUCCCUUUUUGAUUGUUGAUGCUAAGCAGAAAGAUUUAAUUAGAAUGGCAAUUGUGAUAUGAUUCAAGUUGUUUAGAACUAAUGUUAUGUGAUCAUGCAUUUAAAAAGGUUUUAACUUUA